Knipowitschia caucasica is the source of this 1392-nucleotide messenger RNA. Lineage: Eukaryota; Metazoa; Chordata; Actinopteri; Gobiiformes; Gobiidae. The record is from the annotation of a GenBank genome assembly.
AUGACACUUCCAGUCCUUCAGAACACCGGGGUCCUCUACAGACGGGUCCUGGCCCAGUUCCCUCAGGACAUCAGUCUGGCCUUCGCCUAUGGAUCCGGAGUGUUCAGACAGCACGGGACCAGCCAGGGGCAAAUGGACAAAAACAUGUUGGACUUUGUGUUUGCUGUGGACGACCCGGUGACGUGGCACACAUUGAACCUGCUCCAAAACCGGAAACACUACUCCAUCCUGAAGUUGCUGGGACCCACAAAGAUUAGCACCAUCCAAGACGAGCACGGAGCCUCUGUCUACUACAACACACUGGUCCCUGUGGAUGGCAAGGUGAUAAAGUACGGGGUCAUCAGCACUGACUCACUGAUCCAGGACCUACUGCACUGGAACACCCUGUAUGUCGCUGGGAGGCUCCACAAACCGGUGAAGAUGCUGGUGCAAGGAGACAAUGGGAAACUCAGAGCUGCUUUAGUUGCGAAUUUAAAAAGUGCAGUGACCGCGUCCUUCCUCAUGCUGCCGGAGAGCUUCAGCGAGGAGGAGCUGUUUCUGCAGAUCGCUGGACUUUCAUACUCUGGCGAUUUCCGGAUGGUGAUUGGAGAGGAUAAAUUGAAGGUUUCCAAUAUUGUGAAGGACAACUUACAAUACUUCAAAAUAUUGUACAACAACAUUUUAAAGGACUGUCCUCAAGUUGUGUACAAGCCUCAACAAGGAAGACUCGAGGUGGAUAAGAGUCCAGAGGGUCAGUUCAGUCAACUCAUGGCUCUGCCACGGACUCUGCAGCAGAGAAUCACACGGUCGGUGGAUCCUCCAGGGAAGAACCGCGACGUGGAGGAAAUCCUGCUGCAGGUGGCUCAAGACCCGGACUGUGGGGCCGUCGUCCAACAAGGAAUCGCAUCCAUCGUCAAGUCCUCCAGCAUCACACAGAGCAUCAAAGGCAUUGCUACGGCAGGCGUGUGGAAGACCGUCUCCUACAGCUCCAAGAAACUGAUGAAGAUGUGGAGAGGCUGGAGGAGGAAGCCAGCGGUGUCCCAAACGCCUGGCUCUCCCUGGGCCCUGGACCUCUCUGUUCCUGGGCCCUUAUCUUCUCUGUCCUCAGGAUCUCAGGAGUACUUUUAUGGGAUUUACGCUCUUGCUUCCUGCUUUUGUUUACGAGGAGCGCACACUGGAAGAUACCAAAGUGGCGGAGGUGUCAAAGUAUGGAAACACCACUGGACGUCCUGUCGAGAGCCGCCCUGUUCGUUCACGCUCAUGAAGAAGAAAGCGCUCCUGGGAUGUGGUGCGCGCAUGCGCAGUAUCAACCUGGCCGGAGCGCACAUCUGGAGGCGCAUAGGAGUCAUACCGCGCAUAGUGUCAGUGCAGUCCACGUACAGCUGGCCUGGAGGACCCCUGGAGAACCGCUGA